Abrus precatorius (Indian licorice) is the source of this 2401-nucleotide messenger RNA. RefSeq names its product protein NRT1/ PTR FAMILY 5.2-like. Gene Ontology annotation, molecular function: dipeptide transmembrane transporter activity; tripeptide transmembrane transporter activity. The transcript has 4 exons. Gene Ontology annotation, cellular component: membrane. The record is from RefSeq and is a predicted model, not a curated record. Gene Ontology annotation, biological process: dipeptide transport; transmembrane transport. Lineage: Eukaryota; Viridiplantae; Streptophyta; Magnoliopsida; Fabales; Fabaceae. Bases 168 to 1952 code for a protein of 594 amino acids.
AGAGCACAAUAGCAUUAGCAAAUAGAGUACUUUCAUUUUCCUCUUCAACCAAGAAAACCCUUCUUAACUUACACUCUUCGUUUCCAUCCAAGGGAGGAAAGAGCAAAGAGUAAAAGAGUAGAGAGAGGAGAGAGAGGUUUGUAGUGUUGAUUAAGCUGAAGUUAAAGAUGACUAUGGAAGAAGGAAGGGUAGCGAAUGAGGAGUUCACACAAGAUGGAACUGUGACUCUUAAAGGGAAACCUAUUCUUAGAUCCAAAAGUGGUGGUUGGAAAGCUUGCUCCUUCGUUGUUGUAUAUGAAAUAUUCGAAAGAAUGGCUUAUUAUGGGAUAUCAUCAAAUUUGAUCCUUUAUCUGACAAAGAAGCUUCACCAAGGCACAGUAUCCUCUUCAAACAACGUCACCAAUUGGGUUGGCACCAUUUGGAUCACACCCAUUUUAGGCGCAUAUGUUGCAGACGCUUGCCUUGGCCGCUAUUGGACUUUUGUCAUUGCCUCCACCAUUUAUCUUUCGGGUAUGUCUCUGCUUACACUGGCAGUGUCCCUUCCCAGCCUAAAGCCACCUCAAUGCUUUGAAGUGGAUGUGACAAAAUGUGAGAAAGCCUCCACACUACAGCUAGCUGUUUUCUAUGGUGCACUUUAUACUCUAGCAGUGGGAACUGGAGGAACCAAGCCCAACAUCUCCACUAUAGGAGCUGACCAAUUUGAUGAUUUUCAUCCUAAAGAGAAGAAACAUAAGCUCUCCUUCUUCAAUUGGUGGAUGUUCAGUAUCUUCUUUGGGACACUCUUUGCAAACACUGUUCUAGUGUAUAUCCAAGAUAAUGUGGGCUGGACUCUUGGGUAUGCUCUUCCAACUCUUGGGCUUUUGGUAUCAAUCAUGAUAUUCUUGGCAGGCACACCCUUCUAUAGGCACAAGGUGCCUGCAGGGAGUACCUUCACUAGAAUGGCUAGGGUCAUAGUGGCUGCUUUGAGGAAAUGGCAAGUGCCAGUUCCUCGUGACACAAAAGAACUAUAUGAGCUUGAUGCGGAAGAGUAUGUAAAGAAAGGGAGUUACAGAAUUCAUUCUACUCCAACAUUGAGGUUCCUUGAUAAGGCCUGUGUCAGAACAGAUUCAAAUAACAGUCCAUGGAUGCUAUGCACUGUUACUCAAGUAGAGGAGACAAAACAAAUGCUAAGGAUGAUUCCAAUCUUGGUUGCUACAUUUGUUCCAAGUACAAUGAUGGCUCAGAUAAAUACCCUUUUUGUAAAGCAAGGAACUACUCUUAACAGACACGUCGGAAGCUUCAAAAUCCCCCCAGCAAGUUUGGCUGCAUUUGUUACUGUGUCCUUGCUUAUCUGUGUUGUGCUCUAUGACCGUUUCUUUGUCAAGAUAAUGCAAAGGUUUACAAAGAAUCCCAGAGGCAUUACCCUCCUUCAGAGAAUGGGAAUUGGCCUUGUAAUCCACACUGUGAUUAUGAUCAUUGCAUCUGGGACUGAAAGCUAUAGACUUAAAGUGGCCAGAGAACACGGGGUAGUUGAAAGUGGAGGACAAGUUCCUUUGAGCAUAUUCAUUUUGCUUCCUCAGUUUAUACUAAUGGGAACAGCUGAUGCAUUCUUAGAGGUUGCCAAAAUUGAGUUUUUCUACGAUCAAGCGCCAGAACAUAUGAAGAGCCUUGGCACUUCAUAUUCCUCAACUACCUUAGGCAUUGGUAAUUUCAUUAGUUCCUUUCUUCUCUCAACAGUGUCACACCUCACCGCGGAACAUGGUCACAAGGGGUGGAUUUUGAACAAUCUGAACGAGUCUCAUCUUGAUUACUACUAUGCAUUUUUUGCAGUACUAAACUUCCUGAACCUCAUCCUCUUCGCCUUUGUUUCAAGGUUCUAUGUAUAUAGGGUUGAAGUUUCAGAUUCCAUAGAUGUGCUUGCAAAAGAGCUCAAGGAAAAGACAGCUUCUAACCAUGUGAAUCCCAGAGAUUAGUUGGGUUGGAUAUCUAAAGGGAGAAGACUAAGACCCAAAAACUUCAAAGCUGCUAUAUAAAAAAAUUUCGAUGGCCAAAAGAACUACAUAUAUAUGUGUGUGUCUAACUUUGGGAUGCUUUUGGUCAUUGGAAGUUACUUAAGAAAAGAACCUAAUCAAGUUAUAGUUAUUGGGGGCCCUUUUAGCACGUGAUCAUUUUCCUUAUCCUUUGUAAUCUUUGAGAAAUGUCACAUGCAUCUUGAAAGAACAAGAUUGGAAAGGGAUGUAAUAUGUUUUAAGUUUAUUUUUUAAGGUCUUUAUUGGCCAUCGAAGCGUUUCCUUUUAAUCAAGAAAUUGUAAUAUGAAGGGUUGAAGACAAAAUCUAUCAGGUUAGAUUUUCAUUUUCAUUUUCAUUCCUUCAAUACAGCUCUUUUAUUUUUUUUAGUAUAUCACGAAAAUAUCUUAAUUAG